Pogona vitticeps (central bearded dragon) is the source of this 5157-nucleotide messenger RNA. NCBI's taxonomy places the organism in Eukaryota, Metazoa, Chordata, Lepidosauria, Squamata, Agamidae. The record is from RefSeq and is a predicted model, not a curated record.
UGUUGGGGAAGGGGAGGGGGGGAGAGAGAGGCACUCGGGACUGAGGCCCGGCAGCGGCCUGGCUGCUGCUGCUGAGGGAGGCGGCCUCGGGCCGGGCCUGGAGGAGGGCACGUGGAUCCCAAGCCCAUUCAUGCAUCGAGCGUUCUCUUUUUUAAGUCAUGGAUGACAAGGCCUCUGUUGGAAAAAUCAGUGUGUCGUCAGACUCGGUUUCUACUCUUAACAGCGAGGAUUUUGUCUUGAUUUCCAGGCAGGGAGAUGAAACGCCGUCCACCAAUAACGGCAGCGACGACGAAAAGACAGGACUGAAGAUUGUAGGGAAUGGGAGUGAGCAGCAGCUGCAGAAGGAGCUUGAGGAUGUCCUGAUGGAUCCCCCCAUGGAAGACCCACCCAACGACCGGGAACAUGAAGAGGAGGAGGAGGAGGAGGAGGAGGACAACUCCCACGAUGGAGAGGGAGACGAGCCGGUCCUCCUCGAAGCCUCGGCGUCCUCCACCAUUAAUCCCGUGUCUGUGUCAGGACUCCAGAAACCGGGGAUGAGUUUGCCGGUGAAACCAGCGCAAGGAGAUUCCAGCGAGUCGAGUCCUUUCACCCCAGUGGCCGACGAGGACAGCGUGGUCUUCAGCAAACUCACAUACUUGGGCUGCGCCUCCGUCAACGCCCCCAGGAGCGAGGUGGAAGCCCUGAGGAUGAUGUCCAUCUUACGAAGCCAAUGCCAGAUCUCCGUGGACGUCACCCUUUCCGUGCCUAACGUGUCCGAAGGAACCGUGAGGCUGCUGGAACCUCCGUCGAACACCGAAAUUGCCAACUACCCCAUUUACAAAAUCCUCUUCUGCGUGCGGGGCCAUGACGGGACUCCGGAGAGCGACUGCUUUGCUUUCACCGAAAGCCAUUACAACUCGGAGCUCUUCAGGAUCCACGUUUUCCGAUGUGAAAUCCAAGAAGCCGUGAGCCGCAUCUUGUACAGUUUCGCCACCGCCUUUCGCCGUUCCUCCAAGCAAACCCCGCUCGCGGCCCCCGUCGCCCCGCCCACUCCGGACAGUGACAUCUUCACGUUCUCCGUCUCCCUGGAAAUCAAGGAAGACGAUGGGAAGGGCUAUUUCAGCGCUGUUCCCAAAGACAAAGACCGACAGUGCUUCAAGCUACGGCAGGGGAUCGACAAGAAGAUCGUCAUCUACGUCCAGCAGACGACCAACAAAGAGCUGGCCAUUGAAAGGUGUUUUGGCCUCCUCCUCAGCCCCGGGAAGGACGUUCAGAGCGGUGACAUGCAUUUGUUGGAUCUGGAAUCGAUGGGGAAAAGUUCGGAUGGGAAAUCGUACGUCAUCACCGGGAGCUGGAACACAAAGUCCCCCCACUUCCAGAUUGUGAACGAAGAAACCCCCAAAGACAAAGUGCUGUACCUGACGACGGCCGUGGACUUGGUGAUCACAGAGGUCCAGGAGCCGGUCCGCUUCCUCCUGGAGACAAAGAUCCGCGUGUGCCCUCCCAACGAGCGGCUCUUCUGGCCGUUCAGCAAGCGGAGCUCCACAGAAAACUUCUUCCUUAAGCUGAAGCAGAUCAAGCAGAAGGACCGGAAGAGCAGCACAGACACGCUGUACGAAGUCGUGUCCCUGGAGAGCGAGUCGGAACGGGAGCGGAGGAAAACCACCGCCAGCCCGGCACUCCGCUUGCCCCAGUCGGGAUCCCAGGGGUCUAUGGUCCCCUCCCCUCCUGAGGAUGAUGAAGAAGAAGACAACGACGAGCCCCUCCUGAGUGGCUCGGGGGACGUCUCCAAAGAGUGCGCGGAGAAGAUCCUGGAGACCUGGGGAGACCUUUUGUCGAAGUGGCAUUUGAAUCUCAGCGUGCGACCAAAAACAUUGCCUGCCUUGGUGAGGAGCGGCGUCCCCGAAGCUCUCCGGGGGGAGGUUUGGCAGCUGCUGGCAGGAUGCCACAACAACGACCAUCUCGUGGAGAAGUACCGGGUUCUCAUCACAAAAGAAUCGCCCCAGGACAGCGCCAUCACCCGGGACAUCAACCGGACCUUCCCUGCACACGAUUACUUCAAGGACACAGGGGGAGAUGGGCAAGACUCACUUUAUAAGAUAUGCAAGGCCUAUUCCGUCUAUGAUGAAGAGAUCGGCUACUGCCAAGGCCAGUCCUUCCUCGCUGCUGUUUUGCUCCUGCACAUGCCCGAGGAGCAGGCUUUUAGUGUUCUGGUCAAAAUCAUGUUUGACUAUGGACUCAGGGAGCUUUUCAAACAAAACUUUGAGGAUUUACACUGCAAGUUUUACCAGUUGGAGCGCCUCAUGCAGGAAUACAUUCCCGACCUGUAUAACCACUUCCUGGACAUCAGCCUUGAAGCCCACAUGUACGCCUCCCAGUGGUUCCUCACGCUUUUCACAGCAAAAUUCCCACUUUACAUGGUCUUCCACAUCAUUGAUCUGCUCUUGUGUGAGGGCAUCAGUAUUAUCUUUAACGUGGCUCUCGGAUUGUUAAAAACGACCAAGGAUGACCUGCUGCUGACAGACUUUGAAGGCGCCCUCAAGUUCUUCCGUGUGCAGCUGCCCAAGAGGUACCGAUCGGAGGAAAACGCCAAGAAGCUGAUGGAGCUGGCCUGUAGCAUGAAGAUCAGCCAAAAGAAGCUAAAGAAGUAUGAACGGGAAUACCACACCAUGAGAGAGCAGCAGGCUCAGCAGGAGGACCCCAUUGAAAGGUUUGAGCGAGAGAACCGGCGCUUGCAGGAGGCGAACAUGAGGCUGGAGCAAGAGAAUGACGACCUGGCCCACGAACUGGUGACGAGCAAGAUCGCCCUGAGGAAGGACUUGGACAACGCGGAGGAAAAGGCCGACGCCCUGAACAAGGAGCUGCUCAUGACCAAGCAGAAGCUGAUCGAUGCUGAGGACGAGAAGCGGCGCCUAGAAGAGGAAUCGGCACAGCUGAAGGAGAUGUGUCGUCGGGAGCUGGACAAGGCCGAGUCGGAGAUUAAGAAGAACAGCUCCAUCAUUGGGGACUACAAGCAGAUCUGCUCCCAGCUGAGCGAGAGGCUGGAGAAACAGCAGCUGGCCAACAAAGCCGAAGUUGAAAAGAUCCGGCAAAAAGUUGAUGACUGUGAACGUUGCCGGGAGUUUUUCAACAAGGAAGGGCGGGUGAAGGCGGCCACCGUCGCCCGAGAAGGCUCCGAUGAGGAGGCGGACGAGGAGAAGGAGGCGCUGAAGAACCAGCUGCGGGAAAUGGAGCUGGAACUGGCCCAGACUAAGCUGCAGCUGGUGGAGGCCGAGUGCAAAAUCCAGGAUCUCGAGCACGACUUGGGGCAAGCGCUGAACGAGGUGCAGGCUUCCCGAAAGACCUGGUUCAACCGAACGCUGAGCUCGAUCAAGACCGUGACGGGCGUCCAAGGGAAAGAGACCUGCUGAAGGGCCAGCGACCCUCCCUCCGCCCGAGGCGGCUCCCGUCGGGGAGAUGCCUGCCUCCUGUCGUUGGAGAGGGGGGGAACCUUCUGCCUUCCAGCACCUGCCUUGACCCAAUGCCGCAGGGGAGGGAGCGGACCAGCAUGUACAUAAAACUCCAGAAAACACAGCACAGGUCAGAGGGGAGGGGCUUUCCCACAGGUCAGUGACCCAGGCCGGAUCCGAGACGCGGUCUCUCUUCAUACUACUGAUUAUUUAACCAUGGGGGUGUAGCUGUAGGCUGAAGGCUCUUUACUUUUUUUUUUUCUUUUGGAGCGAGAAAGACCAAACACUCCAUUCUACAGUCUGGCUGUUUUGCAAACCCUAGGUACGAGAGAAGAGCUGACCCAAACCUCUCUUAACUUAUUAAGUUUACAUACGAGAGCUUUCUCCCCCCCCUCCCCUUUCUUUCCGUUACAACUUUUCAAACAUUUUAUUUGAAAGGAGCGAAAUAAAUGAAUGAAACUUCUUCGCAAGGAGUUGCUUUCCGUGUCAGAGACCAGUCUCUUCCUUAUCCCGUCACCUUUUUGAAGCAGGUCCCCACAACCCGCCGGAACCCAGUGUGUGUGUGCGUGUCUAGCUGUCUUCGCUUAAUCCUUUGUUUCCCUCGUUCAUCAAUUCUAUGCAAAUCUGAGGGAAAAGCGUCUCUACCCAUUUUUUUUUAAAACUGCUUGUCACCCCACGACUCUUUCAGAGUAACUGGAUUUCCCCAGUGCAGAAGCACGGCAGACGCACGUCUGAGUCCAAACUAAAACUUGGAAAAGUUAUUAUUUCUCUAACUACAACAAACUCCCCCCAAUCCCUCCUGUGUUCUGGGUGUUAUAGUCCAAAGAAGAAGGAAAAAAGAACUUUUGUCAGCUGUGGUUCAGAUGGGACUAUAACCAUACCCAAGCCCGUUCCUGUUGAAAUCAGUGUAAGCGCCAUCCCCCUCAUCCAUUCAGUUUCAGGGGAAUCCUCCGGGUCUAGGCCGGUCUCUCUGUCCCAGAAACCGUAGCUUUGUACUCUGACUUACAGGAAGCACAAGAACCUUGUAUUUUUAACCGGUGUCCGUUUUUUAUUUUUUGCUUUGGUCUGUGCGCAUAUACGUUUCUCUGCUGCCAAGGUGCUUUUCCAGUUUUGCACAGAGACGGGAGUAGGAUGCAGACUGAGAUUACAAAGGAGAGGAACCGUCAUUUGACGGAUGCUGCUUGAUCUCUAUCCCGGGCUCUUCCAGGGUACUACUAGCCCUCCGGACAGCUGCCUGGGUCGUUUCCCUUCUCUUCUCCCCCACCCCCACCCCUUUUAGGAGUCCUUUCUUCCGGCCCUUCCCCUCAAUGCUUCUUAUAACUACAUCAGUAGGUACUAAUGCUGCUUGGAUUUCUGAGCGCUUAGAUUAUCCCCGACUUCUCACCAGAAAAAGCUGUAGAAUGGAGGUUUUGCACCUUUUGUGUUAUUAUAUGUUCUUUUCUUUUUAAUUUAUACUGGUUUGCGCUGAGCUGAAAUAGCUAUCGUAUCGGCGGAUAAACUUCUAUUGGGCGCAGCCUGUGAGUAUAAUAAGCUGGUUACCCACAAGAGACACUGGUCUGUAUAUAAAGAUAAUUUGUAUUUCUACGUUAUUUUUCUCGUCGACCAGACUAAUGCAGCAACUGAGAUGGUAAAAGGUGAGGCCUGAGCGUUCAUGAUUUCUCUUCUCCCCUCCCCCCAAAAAACUGUGUACAUGAUUAUCCUUAUUGUUUAAUAAUACUACCAAAAAAAA